AUGUCGCACUCGCAGGAGAAGCUCGACAACUCGGAAAAGUCCGUCGACGUCGAGAUCGGCCCGACCGUCGACCCCACCGUCGUCGAUGGCUCGACCGACGACCCCCAUAUGCAUCGCUCCCUCAAGGGACGCCAUGUAUCCAUGAUUGCCAUCGCAGGCACUCUCGGCACAGGUCUCUUCUUGGGCUCAGGAAAGGCGCUCGCAAACGGUGGUCCCGUCGGCGCAGUCCUUGGCUACCUCAUCGUUGGUCUCCUCGUCGGCCUCAUGAUGUACUCUCUCGGCGAGAUGAUGGUGUACGAUCCCAGCGCUGGCGGCUUCAUCGAGUUCACUUCGCGUUACGUCGACCCCGCACUCGGUUUUGCUGCCGGCUGGCAGUUCUGGUUCCAAACCGCGAUGACCGCACCUACUGAGGUCGUCGCCGCAUCCAUUGUCAUCCAGUACUGGGAUAAGAACACGGAUCACCUUCCCAUCUACGUCACGGUCAUUCUCCUCUGCACGGUCGCAAUCAACAUCGCUGGUGUCAAGUACUUCGGCGAGUUCGAGUUCUGGUUCGCCUUCCUGAAGAUCAUCUCCAUCAUCGGCCUCAUUAUCAUGUGCUUGGUCGUCGAUCUUGGUGGAGCCCCGGACCACGACCGUCGCGGCUUCCGCUACUGGCGCGACUCGCCCUUCAACUCCAACUUUCAGGGCCUCGAGCCGCCGUCGAAGGCCCGCUUCUUCGGUUUCUGGGCUGUCCUUACCCAGGCCGCUUUCUCGUACGGUGGCAUGGAGGGCCUCGCGUCCAUCUGUCUUGAGGCCGAGAACCCGCGGGUGACGAUGCGCACUGCUGUCCGUGCCAUCUUCUAUCGUAUCGUUGUUCUCUACAUCGUCGCGCUCUGGUUGGUCGGCAUGUGCAUCUCCCCCUCGGACCCGCAUUUGUUGCAGGCGAACAGCGCCGACGAGGGUACCGCCGCGGAGUCUCCGUUCGUCAUUGUCAUCACCACGUCCGGCAUCAAGGUCCUCGACCAUAUCAUCAACGCCGUCGUCCUCACUUCCGCGUUCUCCGCCGGCAACGAGUUCCUGUACUCGUCCUCCCGUGCCCUCUUCAUGCUCGCGCAGGAGGGUCAAGCGCCUCGCAUCUUCUCCAAGAUUUUGCCGAAUGGUGUGCCCAUCUACGCCCUUGGCUUCACCUCCCUCUUCUCGCUGCUUGCCUACCUCAACUGCGGCAGCGGUGGUGCGUCGAAGGCGUUCAACUGGCUCUCGGCCAUCACGACGCUCGGCUCUAUGUUGACGUGGAUGGGCAUUGCGCUCGCGCACACGCGCUUCUACCGCGGCAUGAAGGCGCAGGGUGUCCCGCGUGAAGUGCUUCCCUUCAGGACGUGGAUGCAGCCAUGGGGUGCAUGGGUUGUGCUUAUCUCGUUCAUCAUCAUUGCCUUCUUCUCCGGCUGGACAGCGCUCUUGCACGGCGAGUUCGCGGCGUCCGACUUCUUCUCCGCGUACAUCAACAUCCCCUUCGUCUUCGUGUUGUACUUCGGCUACAAGUUCGUCAAGAAGACGAAGAUCGUGCCGCUCAUGGAGAUGGAUGUUACCACGCACUACGUCGAGGGCUCCGUCGUCCGCAGCAAACUCGUCGCGCACUGA
Molecule: messenger RNA, 1617 nt
Organism: Schizophyllum commune H4-8
Lineage: Eukaryota; Fungi; Basidiomycota; Agaricomycetes; Agaricales; Schizophyllaceae
Exons: 5
Coding region: 1-1617 (538 amino acids)
Biological process (GO): amino acid transmembrane transport
Cellular component (GO): membrane
Molecular function (GO): amino acid transmembrane transporter activity
Source: RefSeq, a predicted model, not a curated record